Molecule: messenger RNA, 2830 nt
Organism: Asterias rubens (European starfish)
Lineage: Eukaryota; Metazoa; Echinodermata; Asteroidea; Forcipulatida; Asteriidae
Product: Golgi pH regulator-like
Exons: 12
Coding region: 143-1516 (457 amino acids)
Biological process (GO): intracellular pH reduction
Cellular component (GO): Golgi cisterna membrane
Molecular function (GO): voltage-gated monoatomic anion channel activity
Source: RefSeq, a predicted model, not a curated record
CUCCAUGUCACACAGACAUUUCUAAUUCACUGGAAUGAAAACUCUACAAAAUCACUUAGUUAAACAAUAAAUUAGCCGCCAAAUGUUGAAUAAUUAUAUCCUUUAUUAUCAUAGGAAUCGCAGCUGUUAACAAAAAGUGAAAAUGUCGUUCUUUCUGGAUUCUUUUGUUAUGUUUACAACCCAGAUUCUAUUUUUCCUGGGUGGUUGGAUUUUUUUCAUGCGACAACUCUUCAAAAAUUACGAGGUUCGCCAUGUCAUAGUUCAGCUGGUUUUCUCUGCAACCUUUGCCCUCUCAUGCACCCUGUUUGAACUCAUCAUCUUCGAAAUACUGGGGGUAUUAAACUCCAACUCUCGUUUCUUCCACUGGAAGUUUGACCUGUAUGCAAUCCUCUUCAUCAUGAUCGUGAUCCUACCAUUCUAUGUAUCCUGGUUCAUCUUCACCAAUAUACGCAUCGUUCAGAAUCGCCAUCUGACGUUCCCACUUUCCCUUGUGGCUUGGCUGAUCUUCGUCUACUUCUUCUGGAAGUUAGGAGACCCCUUUCCCAUCUUGAGUCGCAAACAUGGAAUAUUCUCAAUGGAGCAGGUGAUCAGUAGGAUCGGUGUGAUUGGAGUGACCAUUAUCGCAGUCCUGUCUGGUUUCGGAGCAGUCAACUGUCCCUACACCUACAUGGCAUACUUCAUGAGACAUGUGAGUGAGGCGGACAUAUUGGCUCAUGAGAGAAAACUGAUGCAGGUCAUGGAGAUGAUACUCACCAAGAAAAAAAGAAUACUAAUGAUAGAGAAGGAUCAACUACAGCGAGCUUCAACAACACCCAAGCAGUCAGGUAUAUGGGGAAUGCUGAAGAGUGUUGCAACAUCCAGCGGUGGAGCAAAUCUUAGUCAACUGCAGCAAGAAGUCGCUGGAUAUGAAGAGCUGAGUCGACAGUUAUUCCUGGAACUCAUCGACCUGAAUAGCACAAAGGAACGAAUUGAAUACUCUAAGACUCUGAAGGGCAAAUAUUUCAACAUCAUGGGGUACGUCUUCUCCAUGUAUUGCCUGUGGAAGAUUACGAUAUGCACCGUCAACAUCAUCUUUGACCGAGUUGGAAAGACGGACCCGGUCACCAAAGGUGUCGAGAUUGCUGUUCAUUGGUUAGGAAUUGAGUUUGACGUCAAGUUCUGGUCCCAACAUGUGUCCUUCAUACUCGUAGGAAUCAUCAUUGUCACCUCGAUACGUGGUCUGCUCAUCAAGUUCACUAAGUUCUUUUACACAAUGUCAAGUAGCAAGUCUUCCAACGUCAUCGUACUGCUGUUGGCGCAAACAAUGGGAAUGUAUUUCGUUUCUUCUGUUCUGCUCAUGCGCAUGAACAUGCCCCCGCAAUAUCGCAUGAUCAUCACCGAGGUACUUGGAGACCUACAAUUCAACUUCUACCAUCGCUGGUUUGACGUGAUCUUCCUCAUCAGCGCCCUGUCUAGCAUAGCCUUCCACUACUUGGCCCACAAACAGACACCGGAGAAACAAAUGUACUCAUCAUGAUGAAAAAUCUAAAGCCCUACUGGUUUAUAUGAAUGUCCAAUUAAGCCCACUGUUUGGAAUAUAAGGAAUUACAUUGAGAUAACAGGUGUGAGUUGUCAGGCGAAAAUUAUGCUUUUAUUUAAGUCUCUUUCUGUAACGGAGCUUUCUCGUAAAGACAAUCACUACUCGUCAUGAUGAAAGAUCUGAAUCUGAAACUACUGGUUUAUGCAUGGUCCGGUUAGAUCACUGUUUAGAAAAGGAAAGACAUUAAGAUAGCAGGUGUGAGGUUCCUUUUUUCUGUUACAGCGCUUUCCCGUAAUGACAUUCACCCAGGCUAUGAAGUUGAGAUUCAAAAUGAGUGUUGUGAAUCUGAUUUAUAUAGUUGGGCCAGUAGACUCAUGACUUGACAAGUCCGAAGGUCUUGUGUUUUUGCAAUUCAACUGCAUUUUUAGUUUCUACCAGACGGCUUAUUUUUUCCCAGGAAUAAUUCUCUGAGGAUUUUCUCAGAUAUCUAAAACUGAAACUUCCUUCUUUGUCUUCUCUCCAUGGGGUGCUUAGCUAGUACAUAUGGUGAUCGAGUUUGCUUUCUUAUGAAUCCUUGGCUUUACCAACAGAAUGAAUUUAUGAAAACAAAAUUAGUAUGCAACAAAUUAAACAAAAACAAAAUAAGCAAAUUCUUUGAGAUUCUCCUUCAGUACCUUAAUUUUAUUGACCCAAAUAAAGCUGAAUAGAUUUCAAAGACACCAAAAAACAGGGUUUCGUAUUUAAGGCCAUGAAAUAAUUUACAACAAAAGGAAUACAUACAAUGUACCAAACCUGUACCAACUAGUAGAAACCUAUGUUCCGAUACCCCUAAUGUAUAUUGUUCCUAAUCCUAAGCCCAACCCUUACUCUAGCCUGUGGAUCACAAGUGUUUAUCAGAGCAUAGGUUUUUGUCAAAACAUGUGGGUUAGAACCAAUGUUGUAGCCACAGUGGGCGGUGCCAGGCCUGAUACUUCACGAAGGCAACACAAAUCCGGUUUAUACUUUUUGCGAAUUCGAAGCCAGUUUGAUGUGAAUUUGACGUCACAACUACAUGCAUCUUUUCACUGCUAACUCGCAAGAGAGUUGAGCACAACUCAACUGCUGCGAAUUACUAGUAACGGCAACAUUCCCUUCGCAUUCGCGUUCGCACAUGUACAUGUCUAAACCGGGUUAGUUCGCAGAAGUAAAUGUAUGAACCAGGUCAGUUCACAGGAAGUACAUGUUCAAGGCGAUUGCCAUUGCUUUGGUGCCCUUGAAAUAUGCUCUAGUAAAAAUAUAUUUAUACCAUUUCCUCAUAGGGUGCCCUUUACC